Messenger RNA from Pteropus alecto (black flying fox), 945 nucleotides. Its product is annotated as olfactory receptor 2B6. Gene Ontology annotation, biological process: G protein-coupled receptor signaling pathway. The coding region runs from base 1 to 945 and encodes 314 amino acids. Gene Ontology annotation, molecular function: olfactory receptor activity; G protein-coupled receptor activity. The transcript has a single exon. Gene Ontology annotation, cellular component: membrane. The record is from RefSeq and is a predicted model, not a curated record. Lineage: Eukaryota; Metazoa; Chordata; Mammalia; Chiroptera; Pteropodidae.
AUGUGGAUCAACAAUCAGAGCUCACUAGAUGAUUUUAUCUUAUUGGGAUUCUCUGACCAUUCAUGGCUGGAGACACCACUCCUUGUUCUCUUUCUGGUUGCCUACAUCUUUGCCCUAUUUGGUAAUAUCUCCAUUAUCCUAGUUUCUUGCCUGGAUCCCCAGCUUGAUAGUCUCCUGUACUUUUUUGUCUCAAAUCUAUCCCUUCUGGAUCUCUGCUAUACUACCAGUACUGUUCCACAGAUGCUACUCAAUCUUAGGGGACCAGAAAAAAUCAUUAGCUAUGGUGGUUGUGUUGCUCAACUCUAUAUUUUCUUGGCCUUGGGGUCUACUGAAUCUAUACUUCUAGCUAUCAUGGUCUUCAACCAUUAUAUUGCUAUUUGCAAGCCCCUUCACUAUCCAGUCAUCAUGAACCAGAGACGCUGUAUCCAUAUGUCUGCUGGGACCUGGAUUAGUGAUUUUGCUAACUCCCUUGUCCAGUCCACUCUCACAGUGUUGGUCCCAAGAUGUGGACAGAGAGUGAUAGAUCAUUUCUUCUGUGAAAUUCUUGCUCUUUUGAAACUAGCCUAUACUGAUAUUCAUGUGAAUGAGUCUGAGUUCAAUGUGCUAGGGGCUUUACUACUUCUGGUACCACUCACCCUCAUCUUGGGCACUUAUGUGCUCAUUGCUCGGGCAGUAAUGAGAAUCCACUCAACUGAAAGUCGCUGGAAGGCCUUUAAUACCUGUGCUUCACAUUUGCUGGUGAUUUUCCUCUUCUACUUUACAGCCAUCAGUAUGUAUGUGCAGCCUCCCUCUAGUUAUUCUCAUGACAGAGGGAAGAUUAUGGCUCUCUUUUAUGGAAUUAUCACACCUACACUCAAUGCAUUUAUCUACACAUUGAGGAACAAGGAUGUGAAAGCUGCCCUGAGAAAGACACUGACUAAGGAGUUUUGGGUCAAGACAAGAUGA